Messenger RNA from Limanda limanda (common dab), 708 nucleotides. Its product is annotated as homeobox protein Hox-C6a. The coding region runs from base 1 to 708 and encodes 235 amino acids. Lineage: Eukaryota; Metazoa; Chordata; Actinopteri; Pleuronectiformes; Pleuronectidae. Gene Ontology annotation, cellular component: nucleus. The record is from RefSeq and is a predicted model, not a curated record. Gene Ontology annotation, molecular function: DNA-binding transcription factor activity, RNA polymerase II-specific; RNA polymerase II cis-regulatory region sequence-specific DNA binding. Gene Ontology annotation, biological process: regulation of transcription by RNA polymerase II; anterior/posterior pattern specification. The transcript has 2 exons.
AUGAAUUCCUAUUUCGCAAACCCGUCGCUCUCCUGCCAUUUAUCCGGUGGUCAGGAUGUUUUGCCUAACGUACCCCUGAACUCCACCACCUAUGACACAGUCAGACAUUUUUCGUCGUACGGCGCCGCUGUGACCCAGAAUCGGAUAUAUACACCUUUCUACUCCCCUCAAGACAACGUGGUGUUUGGCUCUGGCAGGGCACAGUACGAGUAUGGAUCAAACGUGUUUCUUCAAGACAAGGACGUGCUGCCCAGCUGCAGACAAACAAACAUGGGACUCAACACACAAAGCCACAUUGCUCAAGAGUACAGUUUGGAUCAAGGGAGAGCAGGAUCGCAGGAGCAGAAAACCAACAUCCCGAUCUACCCGUGGAUGCAGCGAAUGAACUCACACGGCGGAGUGGGCUACGGGACGGACAGACGCAGAGGACGUCAGAUUUACUCGCGUUACCAAACACUCGAGCUGGAGAAGGAGUUUCACUUCAACCGCUACCUGACCCGGCGCAGACGCAUCGAAAUCGCCAAUGCGCUUUGUCUAACGGAGCGGCAGAUCAAAAUCUGGUUCCAGAACCGACGCAUGAAGUGGAAGAAGGAGAGCAACCUGACCUCCACGGUUACUGGAAGUGAACAGACAACAGCAGCCUCUCCGGAGGAGGAAAGCAGUGGCGCAAUCGAAGAAGUGAAGGAUGAGGACAAGAAGAAAGAAUAG